GCGGCUGCAGCACCAUGUCCUCGGCUGAAAGUGAGGACAUAUCAAGCUACCAUUUGAGCGUGGUGCGUAACCCACCGGGCUGGGAGGUGGGGAUCUACCUGGUGGGCUUCUUUGUGCUCCUGGGUGCAGCUGGUCUGAACAUCUGGAAGCUGUGGAGAUCUGGGACCUUCCCCACGCCGUCCCCCUUCCCUAACUUUGACUACCGAUACCUGCAGGAAAAAUAUGGCACCUCCUUCUCAGAAGUCAGACAGAAGAGAGCAGCAGCCAACAACCAUCGGAGAACCUCCACAACCUCCAGUCGUAAGCCCAGCUUGGCCCUGGGUGACACCCCUGAUGGUUUCAGGGACCUGGGUCACCUGGAGCUGAUGAGCAGGGAGCUGGACCCGACCGGCCUGGCUCAGCUCAACAGGUCCGUCUCCACCGACUCGCUCAGCUCCAUCUCCUCCAUCGCCAACAACUUUGGCCACGACUUCACGGUGGGCCAGCUGGAAGUGACUCUGGAGCUGGAGCAGUGUCGACAGCUGCUCCACAUCACCCUGCAUCAGGGCAAAGACCUGCUGGAGAAGGAGGAGGGUGACUUUCCUGGCUGCUUCAUCAGAGUCUCAUUAGGUCCUGAAGAACUCAACGUGGGAGUCACACGAGUUCAGACCAAUGCCUUCACCGUCAUCUUCAAUGAGCGUUUCUCCAUCCCCAUGGACCCGGCUGCUCUGGACGAGUACAGCCUGCGCUUCGCAGCCUUUGGGAUCGAUGCAGAUGAGAGGAACAUCAGUGCAGGAUUGGCAGAGCUGAAGAUGUCAGACCUGGACCUGACCAUCAGACCGUUCAACGCUUGGCUCUACCUUCAGGAUGUCAACAAGGCUGUGGACGCAGUGGGAGAGAUCCUGCUGUCCCUCAGUUAUCUGCCCACAGCAGAGCGCCUCACGGUGGUCGUGGCCAAGUGCAAGAACCUGGUGUGGACCAACGACAAGAACACAGCAGAUCCAUUUGUCAAAGUGUACCUCCUGCAGGAUGGGAGAAAGAUCAGCAAGAAGAAGACUUCUACAAAACGGGACGACACGAACCCUAUCUUUAACGAAGCCAUGAUCUUCUCUGUCCCGUCCAGCGUCCUGCAGGAACUCUCUCUGAGGGUGACGGUGGCAGAGGCCACUGACGAUGGGCGGGGGGAGAACCUGGGUCAUGUGAUCAUCGGGCCUGAGGCCAGUGGGAUGGGCAUCACUCACUGGAACCAGAUGCUGGCCACUCUGAGGAAGCCUGUGUCCAUGUGGCACCCUCUGCGCAGGAUCUAGUUGUGUCUGCAGAGCCCUGAGUACCACUCAGACCACUCGUCCAUGUUGAACUCUUGUCUGGAUGUGUUCUAAUUAUUUAACAUUGUGACCAACAGAGUGUCAGCACCUCGUCUUCACACAUGAGGGGAGCUAAAACGCCCCUGAUGGGUUCUGAAGGUGUGUAAUUAUUCUCCUGUAAAUUACUCAUUCUCUCCACGGUUGUGUGGGAGUCAGUUUUUUUU
Molecule: messenger RNA, 1507 nt
Organism: Austrofundulus limnaeus
Lineage: Eukaryota; Metazoa; Chordata; Actinopteri; Cyprinodontiformes; Rivulidae
Gene: syt12
Product: synaptotagmin XII
Biological process (GO): calcium ion-regulated exocytosis of neurotransmitter; synaptic vesicle endocytosis
Cellular component (GO): plasma membrane; exocytic vesicle
Molecular function (GO): clathrin binding; calcium-dependent phospholipid binding; calcium ion binding
Source: RefSeq, a predicted model, not a curated record